CUGUAUGCUGUCGGUGGGCGAGAUGGGAGCUCCUGCUUAAAAUCAAUGGAAUGUUUUGAUCCUCACACGAACAAGUGGAGUAUUUGUGCUUCGAUGUCGAAACGAAGAGGUGGUGUUGGUGUUGCCACAUACAACGGGUUUUUGUAUGCCGUGGGAGGUCAUGAUGCACCUGCUUCCAACCACUGCUCUCGACUUUCCGACUGUGUAGAAAGGUAUGAUCCUAAAACAGAUGCUUGGACAACAGUGGCCCCCUUGAGCGUACCUCGGGAUGCUGUUGGAAUUUGUCCUCUGGGGGACAGAUUAUACGCUGUUGGGGGCUACGAUGGCCAUACGUACCUGGAUACCGUGGAGUCCUACGAUGCUCAAAAUAACGAGUGGACAGAGGAAGUUCCCGUCAAUAUUGGAAGGGCUGGAGCUUGUGUUGUUGUUGUGAAGUUGCCCUGAUGACUAUCAAUAUUGUGAAACUAAACUGAGUGGAGUUUCAGGAAGACCAAGUCCAGAAGAUCAG
This is a messenger RNA of Tauraco erythrolophus (red-crested turaco), 508 nucleotides long. NCBI's taxonomy places the organism in Eukaryota, Metazoa, Chordata, Aves, Musophagiformes, Musophagidae. The record is from RefSeq and is a predicted model, not a curated record.